Molecule: messenger RNA, 4527 nt
Organism: Python bivittatus (Burmese python)
Lineage: Eukaryota; Metazoa; Chordata; Lepidosauria; Squamata; Pythonidae
Source: RefSeq, a predicted model, not a curated record
GCUUGCCUCUGCUGACAGCGGCCGCCCUGUGCUGGUGCUGGGGGGCGGAAGGCCAGGUCUAUUAUUCUUGUGGGGCUCAGUUCAAUUCAUUGGAAAGAGGCUUAAUUUUAUCUCCUGGUUUCCCAAACAAUUAUUCAUCAGGGAUGCACUGUAUUUGGCGAUUUCUUAUUCCUGCUAAGACAUACUUAUUGUUGGAAAUCUUUGAUUUUGAUGUGUUUGAAAGCAUAAGUGAAAACCCGAAUGCCUGGGACGGAUAUUUUUCUUUUACAAAAAAUACAAACAAGGAUUCUUCACACACUGAAGAAACCACAGAGUCUUCAAGCACCAUCUUUCCUGCCAAGACUUCGGUUCCCCAUGAUCUUGACCCAAAAGAGCUUGAUGAUGGCUUUCCAGAAGCUACUUCUCAAAACCAUGAGUGGGAGGAAUUCCAUCCAAGAGGAGAACCCAAAGAAGUAGCUGUUACUCAACCAAGUAAAUUCCCAGUCCAGGGAGUAACCAGUGAUACCUUGACAAGACAAAUGUCUGAUGGAAAACAGGAGAAUAAGGACUUGGUGGACAAAAUAUUCUUUGCUCAUCAUCCUGCUAAGGAGAAUGCCGAAGUUCCUCAGAAACAUUUAGGAAAGGUGAUUUUUGGAGAAGAUGUUGGCAUUUCAACAAUGAUAUUGCCAGUUAACAUCUCUUCCACUCCACCGUUCUCAGCUGAUGCUUGUCCCAAUGAUGUCUUAUAUGUCUCAGACCUCACUGCCUUUUCUUCUCGCUUCUGUGGGACAAAAUCGCCCUUAAACAAAAAUAUGACCUUUGGAUCUUCUCUUAAGAUGGUGGAAGUCAUUGUGGAGCUGAUCACAACCACCAAUCGUGGGCGAGGGUUUGCGAUGCUCUUCGAAUACAAGAACGGUACAGAAACGAUCGCUACAAAUGAUGUCAAGGAUGGAGAAGAGAAUAUGAUGAUGCUGGUAGUCAUAACUGGGAUCCUGUUCUUUGCAUUGAUUCUGUUAUCCUCACUCUGUAUUGCAUGUAGGUGGAAGUUAUGUCUCAAAAGGAGUUCUCUGGAAGUCCACAGUGACCAAGAGAGUCAGAUCCAGAACGCCGGUGUGGAUGUCAGUGAGCUCCAGCUGGUGAUCCCUGGUCAGGAAAAUGAAAACAACAACCAUUCUGUUGGAGGAAAUGGCCUCGUCACAUCCUGCUCUGGCAGUCUGGAACCCAUCACCGAUCUAGAUGCAUCUUCAAUGUCAGCUGUGACGGGGAGUGAUGAGGUCUUUAUUAUUUCAGCCAGUCCAGAACCUGGUUGCUUGAGUUUUACCUCUUGUAAAAUGCAGGACCACACGUUGAAGCGAAGCACCACAAACCCCACUUCGGUUUCAGAAUGGCUGAUUCCCAAGCAAACGGGGCCCGGCAGUGGGGUGCCUGACUCCUGGGGGGACCACCCCAAGAGCUCUUAUCUGAGGCAGCAGACACAGCGCACCUGCACCUUUCAGGAUCUCCUGGCCCCGUUUCCCCAGCUGCAGGAGCGAUGGUGCAGCUGGGUGACCAACAGUCCUUUCACCAAGCUGGGGAAGAGCGGAAGUUUUUCUACGCCAACCCCAAACCAGCCCAUCGGUAUUCAAAAAGUUACCUCCGCUGGAGAAAUAGAAGGAGCUUCUGAACUGUCCCAUUUGGAUGGUUUGGCCAGUACCGCCUCCUAUCCAUUGACACAUUCGGCACAGAAACAGCGGAAGCUGACUGGUGGCUGCAACUUGAGAAGAUCCCAGUUUGCAAACCCUUCUUUUGGCUCCUUGACGAGUUCUCCUGGCUGCAGCCACCCAAGGCUUCCUGGGCACUCUAAAGUUGAAGGCACUCUGUCCCUGGUCAAAAAUCCCUGUCUGAGAGGAAAGGAUGCUCCAGACGGUCCCAUCCGGCUGAAAAGCAACAUUGUCAACUGUUCCAAAUCCAAGGAUUCUUCUUUAGACAUGGAUGGGCCCAAGCCAGUGUUUGUUAUUUCUGAAGAAGCGGAUGAUCAGCAGCCUUUGGUUUUAGCAGAGCAUACAAAUCAAUAUGUAGAUGUUUUUUCCGAGUCAAAUGCUGUUAUCUAUGAAGGAGGAACGGCCAAGAUGGAGAAGCAGAUGGUGGACCUGCCGCUUCAAGAAGGCUUGGAUGAGUCCACCAGAACCAGGAUGGGCAUGGAUCUGUGGGGGGAGUGCUCCAGUUCCUGCCAAGAUGCCUUUAAAGGUGACAGGAAUGAAACGUAUGUUCCUGGCGCUCACCAAACAUCAGAGUCACUGGCCUCUUUCAAUUCAAUAACUUGUCCGAAUAUGCUACUUUAAUUGGAAGUUCCUGGUUUGUGGAACUAGAAGUGAGGAAGACUAAAAGCUCCUUUGAGAUGGAACAGAGCCGUUCUGCACAGACAGCAUUGAGAGGCAUCCUUAACUCUGCUUAGGGGCAUAUUCCUGCACUCAGCGGUGCUCCUUUGCUUCCCCACCACUUUUUCUAAGUUGCAUGCAAUGAUUGGGGCCAACGCUGUGGUGCACAGUUUGGUUGUGGUGCAUAGAGACCACCCGACGUUUCCCCUCUGGAAUAAGCAGCUCAGCUUUUUUGUUUUCUUUUAAAAGUUGUGUUUGAACUGGGAGGGGUUGUCUGUUCUAACGCCUAUCAGGUUUAUCACGCAAAGGGGCUGUUCUGGUUGCAGUACUUAGCAUGAAAUCAACCAAAUUCUGGCCACGGUUGGGGAAGGCUUCUGAAGUUCUACUGAAGUUUAAUUAUGGUUGCAAAAAUAGGGAAGACAGUGAGCAGGACUGCGGUAGCUAAAAAAAAAUACAAGAAACAAAUGUGAGGAGGAGACUGGUGGCACCUUUCCAGAUUAACAGAGUUUAUUAAAAGACAUCAACAUUAGGAACCCUAACUCUCCUCCUACAGGGUCUACAGUGAGAAGCACCGGAUUCAGCUGAUGAAGCGGCGGUCCAAAGUCAGGUUGAUUAAAAACCCACAACAACAACAGGGUUUGCAUUCACAUAACACAUCAUGCUCAGUUUGGGUGAGCUUGGAUUAAACUUUUGGUGGGUUGGCGUGUUGCCUACACUCAGGCCCUUUCCUGAAGUUGUGGUAUUGCUGAAAUGUAUUGCACAAAGGAGAACAGUGUGUUAAUUCUGAAAGCAGGGUAAGUCUUUUGACGAGGCUGGUUCUUCAGACGUGAAGGCAAAUGUGGGCUUUGGAGCAGGUGAGGGCACUCGCGCCACGUCUGCCUGAAGCUCCUUAAAGCAGCUGUGUCUUUUCUGGGAUCCCACGAUUACAGCAGUGCAAGCCUGGGAGGAGACGCAUCUGGUUUAAAGGGUUGUGGGUGGGUACUAAGCGGCCAGUACUUUGAAUCAACACCGCCCCACGCUUUUCAACCCAUGCCCUGACCGGUUGAAAUUUCUCACUCAAGAAAUGAUUGGCAAGAAGGGAUCUUUCGAUAUUUGUAGGCUAGUUGAAAUACCUGGGGGAUUGGAUGCUUACAGCAAAUUGCCCUCGGGAAUUAGUAUUGGAGCAUGGGGUACACGUUCCACUUUUGUGGUGGUUGAGUAUUUUGAGCUGGCCAGGAGGCUAUGGAUAAGAUGUCAAGCCAACAUGGAUGUUAUUUUUACAGCCAGGUCCAUGCUUUGUUUGGCUGACCCCCUAUUAGCAAGGAAUGCUUCUCGGUCGCCACUAAAACAGGGCACCGCUGUGGCUUAGUUGUGCAAGACGAUGCUCUCUACAACUACGCACCCUUUGUACCUGAACCAAGAGAAAGUUUCCAAAUCUGACUGCACCUAAUGGCCUGACUGGUAUUUUCAUGGCCUUAUCAUGGAAUGUUAUUUAGACUUUCAGACUCGCCGGACGCUCGAAUAGAAGGGAAUGUGUUCCGAAGUCCUGCAUUUGGUUCAGACAGCUGUUUGAGAAAGUCCUUGAAAUAUCUGCUGGAAAACAGGUGCCAAGUAAGGAAUGGGAAAAAUCCAGCUCUAUCAAAUAGAGCAUUUUUGUUUUUCGUUUUUCUGCUAUGUCUGGGAGCUUUAAGGCUGGCUCCUAACAUACUUAACUCAGAUUAAUUUCUGGUUUCACCUGCUGUUUUAAGCUUCCAUCUGCUUUAGCUUAGCAUACUGGGCACAGUUAUGGAGGGGCUUAAGAUUUGUGUGUGUGCGUGCGUGCAUGUGUGCACAUUUGCACUUUGAAAUGAAGUAUUUUCUCUCUGAAAAAUAGGAGCACUGGAUUUAGUCAUAGUAGGGGAAAGAUGAGCAGAAUUUAUAGUGCUUUUGAACGGAAACCUGUUUUCCUAUCUCACUUUAAUCUUCCACGAUUGCUGGGAAAUCUGUUCUAGCUCAAGCAACUGUUUUAGUUCCAGCAACUUCCACAUACACAACUCCCCCGGCUGCUUCCUUUUGUUUUUGCAAAACAUCAACAUAUAAGAAGCUUGUUUAAUUUUUCUCUCCCUCCAAAAAGCUGCUUCAAAGAAACCAAGGCGUGUAUUUGUAUGGAUUUUUUCUCUAUGAAAUUUUCAUACCCUUAACUGCAUGAUCAGUGCAGAAGGUAUGUCUGAAA